GGAGGGGAAACGCUAAGAACUGAAACCAUAAAUAGAUGUUAAAGAUAACAGCACAAUCACAGGUGCCAGCAUUACUUCAAUGCAAGCUUAGUAUUAUUUUCCUGCUUCCUACAAUUUUUUCCAACACAAAGGAACUCCUCUAAAAAGGGCAUAUUUGUGGAGCAUCUCAAGAGGAAAAACCUUCAGAGUUUUAAUAGAUUAGGCUGAAAACCAGCAAGAAAAUCCCAUGUCUCAGCCAGAAGAACCAGCAUCGGCUCCUCCAGCCACAGAACUUGAGCCAGACAACCAACAACCUCCAGUUCAAUCCGAUUCAAAUCCUGCUCCAGAUAAACAACCACCUCCAAUGGAAAUACAAUCUGAACCAAUUUAUGAAUUUAUUGAGGAUCAGAUCUAUGAUGAGCCUACACCAGAUCCCCCAUCUGCAGGACUCCAGACUAAGGAUCAAACACCUCAAGUUCAGUCAGUCUUGAAUCAGACUAGUCCAGUCAAUGUAGUAGUGCCAUACCCCAUUCAGUCAUCUGGAGGCAAUCCAGUACAAAACAACUUUCAAACUGUCACGUCUCAGCCAGCAAGUCUUGCACCAACUCCUCUACCUGCAGGGCCUCAGCCACAGACUCAAACCCUUCCAGGCUACACAGUAGUUCAGCGCAACUAUCCUGUUGGAGGAGUACCUGGAGGGGCUACUCUACCUGCAGGCCUCCAGUCAAAUAAUCAGCCACCAGUUCAACUAGUCCUAAUUCAGGAAGGUGCAGGCUAUCCAGUCCAAAACACUCUUCCAAAUCCCUUGCCUCAGGGAAAAAGUCCUCCAUCGACUUCUUCAGAUGCAGAACUCCAGCAACAAAAUCAGCCACCACCAGCUCAACUAAUCACAAACCAGUGUGAUCCAAAUAAUCCAGCGCAAGUUCAAGCAUAUCCAGCACCUGCAGUUCCACCAGUGAUUUUAACUUAUGGAAUACCACCUGGCCUUGAGUAUCUCACUCAGGUUGACCAGGUCCUUGUUCGCCAAAAAAUUCAGUGUAUAAAAAUACUCACCUGCUAUCAGCCUAGCAACCAGUAUGAGAUCAAAAACAGCAUUGGGCAAGAGGUUUACCGUGUCAAAGAAGAGAGCGAUUGCUUCGCACGCAGUGUCUUAGGUUCAAUUCACAAUUUUAAAUUGCGAAUUGAAAACAGUUUGGGCCAAGAAGUCAUCCAGAUGGAAAAACCAAUGCAAUGCUACCUACAAGAGAUUGCAAUACAGGCUCCCCCGGGAAUAACUAUAGGCUAUGUAAAACAAGACUGGUCCUUUUUGAACCCAAAAUUCUCUGUCAUAGGCCCCAAUAAUGAGGUACAGCUGGCAAUCCAUGGGCCCUUCCUUCCCUUUGAUUGCUGUAGUGAAGUAAUCUUUGAGGUAAAAAGCCUGUUGUAUGGGCAGACGAUUGGUCGAAUCAUAAAGGAGCAAAGUAGUUUCAUUUCAACAUUCUUUGCUGAUGACAGCAACUUUCGUAUUGAGUUCCCACUGGACUUGGAUGUUAAAAUAAAGGCUGUACUACUGGGCGCUUGCUUCCUUAUUGACACCAUAUUCUAUAACAAAAAUGGAACUUUAUUAUUCAAAUUAUUGCGGGGACUUGUAUAAGACAAAAGCUAAGUUUCAAAAAUUAACUGUCCAUUAAGGCACUACAAAAACAUUAUUUUUACUUGCAAAGUUUUUUAUAUACAAGUAUUUUUUUGUUUUUUUCCCCUACCUUUUAAUGUUUAGGACAGUAUAAUGGGUACUGGAGUGUGUGUGUGUGUGGAGCAAAGAGAGGGGAAGGAUUGGUCAAGGACCUCGAUCCGGGAAUCAAACUCAGGUCGAGCAUCUUAGUGCUGUAUGUCAACGAACUGUAAUGGCACCAAUACUGGCAACGAUUUUUUUAAAGAAAUAGUACAAUAUUACAAAAAAUAUUUGGUUCAUAUUAGUAUGAGCCUUAGUGGAUAGAACUGCAGAAUAGGCAGAAGAAGUGUUUAACACAUAUAAAGUUUCUGUCUGUAUAACCUGAAUAGCUUGAAAUGUUGUUGCAAAUAUUGUUCACAAUAUCUAUGUGUUAUGGCGUGAAUAAUCUGUAAAUAAUGCAUGUAAAACAUCAUGAACUUUAACAUCUGAGUAAAAACAUACGAACUGUUCCAAAUGUAUAUUGAAUUUAUAGCUAGAUAUUGAUAGACUGCAGGGUUGUUACUCAUUACACCGUCCAAUGACUUGUUUACAUUAAAGGAAAAGUUCAUCAAAAAU
Molecule: messenger RNA, 2245 nt
Organism: Danio rerio (zebrafish)
Lineage: Eukaryota; Metazoa; Chordata; Actinopteri; Cypriniformes; Danionidae
Source: RefSeq, a predicted model, not a curated record